GCCUAACGAAAAGCAGACAUGCUUUGACAGAAGCGUUGGGAAGUAUCAGUAUCCCGAAUGGUUAUCAGGAUGUCAUCCACCGAGGUAGAGAAAACAGACGAUGCAGAACCAGCAGCAGUACAUAACGCCUUUGACGCCGACAGCAAGAAGGAGACCAAUGGUGACCAGAGCCAUCAGGCUCCAGCGGCAGAAGUUCAACCUCAGCCUGCCAGUGACACGGCCACCACUGCAGACACAAGUACUGUGGCAGCUAAAAAUCUGGCGCUGCUUAAAGCCCAUUCUUUAGAUGUGAAGUUUGAAGUUGGCGAGGAGUAUGACAUAAUCGAAACCAUCGGCACAGGGGCCUAUGGCGUUGUUUCGUCUGCCAGGAGGCGGGACAAUGGCCAGCAGGUGGCAAUAAAGAAAAUUCCUAAUGCCUUUGAGGUGGUGACAAAUGCUAAGCGCACACUCAGAGAGCUCAAGAUCCUGAAACACUUUAAACAUGACAACAUUAUCGCAAUUAAGGAUAUUCUUCAGCCUGCUGUACCUCAUUCUGCCUUCAAAUCUGUUUACGUGGUCCUAGACUUAAUGGAGAGCGACCUGCAUCAGAUCAUUCACUCAAGGCAACCGUUGACCCCUGAACACACACGCUACUUCCUGUACCAGCUACUGCGAGGCCUGAAGUACAUCCACUCGGCCAACGUGAUCCACAGGGACCUCAAGCCGUCCAACCUGCUGGUGAAUGAGAACUGUGAGCUGAAGAUUGGGGACUUUGGUAUGGCACGGGGCCUGAGUGCAGCCCAUGCAGAUGAGUCUCGCUCAUUCAUGACCGAGUACGUGGCCACACGCUGGUACCGCGCACCCGAGCUCAUGCUCUCCCUACACCACUAUAGCCUGGCCAUCGACAUCUGGUCAGUGGGCUGCAUCUUUGCCGAGAUGCUGGGUAGGAAGCAGCUCUUCCCAGGGAAACACUAUGUGCAUCAACUGCAGCUGAUCCUCUCCGUGUUGGGCACGCCUCCUGAGACUAUCGUGAGGGCAAUUGGGGCUGAGAGGGUGCGGUCGUUUGUGCAGAGUCUGCCAUCCAAAGCGCCAGUGCCACUCUCCAGGCUGUACCCGCAUGCCGAACCGGCUGCCUUGGACCUGCUGGGCGCCAUGCUGCGCUUUGACCCACGUGAGAGGAUCAGUGUGUGUGAGGCCCUGGAGCACCCCUACCUCGCCAAGUACCAUGACUCGGAUGAUGAGCCAGUGUGUGUGCCGGCCUUUGACUUUGAGUUCGACCGGCAGCCCAUGGGCAAGGAGCAGAUCAAAGACGCCAUCCUGGCUGAGAUCCAGGACUUCAACCAGAAGAAGCAGAGCAGCAGGAAAAAGAUCCAGUUCAAGCCUCUGCAGAGGUCCAGCACGAGCACAAACUCAGGUCCAGCAGUGGAGGGCUUAGUUAAUAAUUCACAUCCAGCAGUGUCACACACUAACAAUCCCCCAAACACUACAGACACUCAGCAACAGCAGCAGAAACAGGAUCAGAAUUUGGCAGCUACGAUGCAAAUCAUGACCAACUCUGUCCAUUCCUUUUGUAAGCAUCCCCCACAUCCUCAGCAUCUCACUCAUGUUUUGCCGCCGUUAGCACAGGCAGGAAAUUGUCAGGAUGUUGACAUGCCCAGCGCAAACUCUGAUGGCCAACCAGAAACCAUAGACCUUACCACGCCCAUAUCAAUCCAAGGCACACCGCCUUGUGACCCAAUGAGAGACUGCACAAAGAAGGAGGAGCCUGUUUCAGCAAAUCAGGUUUCUCUAGGACAAAUUCGGAACCGCCCACUCCUACAGAUGACCUCUAAAUCACUUCCCUCCAAUAUUCCUCAGGCAGGUCCUUCACUUUCACUCUCCCAGUCCCAGGCUCAGUCCCUCUCUCAGUCACUUUCUCGCUCACUUGGAAAAGGGGGAAAGGCAACAAUUGGGGAAACUACCAGAAAGGAAGGAGCAAUUUCAGAUGACACCAAAGCAGCUCUCAAGGCAGCUUUGCUUAAGUCUGCCCUGAGGCAAAAGGCUCGAGAUGGAAGUUCUGCAGCACUGUAUGUAGACCUGAGUGGAUCAUCCUCCUUGAUUUCCUCUGUUGGUCCAGAACACCGGAGACCUGUUACUGCACAAGAGAGGCAAAGAGAAAGGGAAGAGAAGCGAAGGAAAAAACAGGAACGGGCAAUGGAGAAAAAGAGGAAACUGAAAGAGAAGGAGAAAAAGGAGGGGAAACAAGGAGAGUCUCUGGGUGGCGUCUUGUUAAGCGACAAUGAUAAGAAGCUGUUGGAGCGUUGGGGGCGAAUGGUGGACAGCCGAGUGGACAAAUCACAGGCUACCGAUGGCAACACUGCCAAGUCCAGUGACAGUAAGGGAGGGUCCUGUCAGAUACAAGCAGCACUAGGGAAAAGCCUGAUGAAGAUGUCCGCGGACCCAGCAGAAUCAGUCAAACCUGCCAAACAGACAAAUGAGUUGCAGGCCUUCAAAACAUCCCAACCAGUAGUUCCUCCAAUUGGACAGUGUGUGGCAUCUGGAAUGUUCCAUCCACCUACCACUUUCAAUUCCCUGCCACUCUCCUUAGGCUCAACUCAGAACGGGGACAUUGGAAUGGUGGCAGUUGGCGGAGGUGGAGGUGUGGGUGUGGUUGAUAAUGGUGGUGCUCUGAGUAUAGUUGGAGGAGGGACUAUUAGUGUGGUGACUACCCCAUGUGCAUUUGCCAAAAGUGACAUCUUAAAACCCCAACCUCACACUCAGUUACUUGGUGGUGGAACCAUAUUCACCACUCUAGAGAACUGGACAGGAACUCAGGCCAGUACAGGAACAUCUCAGCAACCACAGACCCAGCACCAACCUCAGCAGAUCCCGCUGUUCCCCUCCCUACAUGUGAGCCAUCCAGCUCACAGUAGCUUCCCACAGCAGCCCGCUUCUCAUGGUCAAAUGCAGCCUCUUCCGAACACCAGACCAGCUCAAUCUCUCUCACACACCCAAACACCUAGUGCUAACCCUCCAUUCAAGCUGCUUUCGUCAGACACUUUCAUCACUAAGCCUCCGUCCCUAACCCCCAAUGGGACUGCAAGUGUCGGUGUGCAGGACACCAGCACACUUCUCUCUAACCAGGACUCAGUAGGUGCUCCUCAGCCCCUGGAAAAGUUGUGCUCAGUCCUGGGAGAUCAGCAGAAUUCCCAGCAGCCUUCUCACGGGCCUCCUGGAACAACUGCCCAAACUUGCCUGAGCCUCUCAGACACAGAACCACCAGGGACCAGCAGGGCCCCAGAUAUCCACACGGUUACACUACAGCUAUCUAAGUCACAGGUUGAGGAUGUUUUACCCCCCGUUUUUUCAGUAACCCCUAAAGGCAGUGGGGCAGGAUAUGGUGUUGGCUUCGACCUUGAUGACCUCCUCACCCAGUCUCUCACUGACCUCCAGCAUUCAGACCUCAGAGAAAGUCACAAUGACUCCGCGCCCCUAUCAGCAUCCUUGCUGUCGGAUUGGCUUGAGGUGCAUCGCAUGACCCCAGCUGACUUGGAAUCGCUUCAGCAGGAGCUCCAGCUUGGAUCUCCCAUGAUUCUUUCCGACAACUCCACCCUCCCUGAGGCCUGAUUCCUAUAUUCGUACCCCACACCUUCCACCUUUCCAUCAC
Messenger RNA from Electrophorus electricus (electric eel), 3625 nucleotides. RefSeq names its product mitogen-activated protein kinase 7 (gene mapk7). Gene Ontology annotation, biological process: protein phosphorylation. The record is from RefSeq and is a predicted model, not a curated record. NCBI's taxonomy places the organism in Eukaryota, Metazoa, Chordata, Actinopteri, Gymnotiformes, Gymnotidae. Gene Ontology annotation, molecular function: ATP binding; MAP kinase activity.